AUGGCCGCGAACACCGAACUACUCGACAGGCGGGCGAGGGCGAUUGAGACGCACCUCUACAAACGCGUCGAUGGCGGCUCCGGAUGCGCCGAGCUGGCUGCCGUGCUGCAGGAGUACCGUGCCGCCUGCGAAACCCUCCUCUUCUCCCACUUCGCAUACGCCUCGACCCACGGAUUCCAGGCGGCGCUCUGGAACGCGCACCUGAGGGUCAACGCCACAUUCAGACAGGAGCACAAGCUUCUCAAGCGCUCCAAGGACCGCGUCGUGGAGAUUAGAAAGUUCCAAAAGACCUAUCUCCAGUUCAUCAAGGCCAGCCAGCGCUUCUACCGCCAGUACAUAUUGAACCUGGAUGCCCAGUUCGACGGUAUUCCCGAGCUGCGCAAGAUUGCACGGAAAUGGAAGGAUGACACCUCCAAGUCGUCCCUGCGCCAACGCAUUCCCGCAACCUUGAAGACGCAGGUCCUCCUCUCGUGCCACCAGACGCUUAUCCAACUUGGCGACCUCUCCCGUUACCGCGAAACCGAGCUCGUUGAGAAGAACAAGGAACGCAAUUGGGGCCCCGCCAAGGGAUAUUAUGAUUUGGCCGCCGAGAUCUACCCAGACUCUGGGCAUGCCCCGAACCAACUCGCCGUAAUAGCACGCGAAGACGGCGACCAUUUCCGCUGCGUAUACCAUCUCUACCGCUCACUUGCAAGCAAAGAGCCGUACCCUCAAGCCAAAGCCAACCUGGCCACCGAAUUUAAGCGCGUCAUUGCUGCAUGGGAUAAUGGCCAACUUAUCAACAACCACAAAAACGCCGAGGGAAAUACGAGUCGUGCUCUGAUCGCGUGGUUUGUCCGGCUGCACAGCAAGCUGUACAAGGGCGAGGAGUUUGCCGCACACGACGAGUUGGAGGGCGAAGUGCUCAGCCAUCUAGCCAUUGAGCUCAAGGAACGCCCGCUGGAUUCCGUCUUGACCAAGAUUAUACUCAUCAACAUGUCAGCAGAGUACUUCGCGACUGUCCAGCUGCAAAGUGAUAACCCUCCUCCCAACAUCAUGCGCACAUAUUUCUACUACCUCCGUCUCAACGUCAAGACCUUUUUUAUCCUCUUGCAGGUCUUGCAACCCGAACUGGAUCGUCUCUCUGAAGGCAACGACGUGAAGCAUCAGAACGGCGACCGCGCUGUGCAACUCUCCGACAAAAUUACUGCCGUAGCUCGCCGUAUCCUCCCAGGGCUUCGUCUGUACAGCACGUGGUUUACGCGCUAUUGGAAGGUACUCAACGCAAACAUUGCUGAUACUCUCAAUACCGUUGAUGUCCAGGAGUUGUGGAAGGCAUAUGCUGCAACACUCUCCCUUCUGGCUUCCAGUUUCCCUGUUGACCAGCUGCCCCCGGAAGACUACAUGCUCGAGGAGGACACCGACACAAUUGGAUUCGAGCCGCUCAUCCACCCUGACACUAUGAAGGUAUGGUAUAAUGGCGACAAGUUAAAGCCAAAGUGGACCGAUCUGGAGCGCAAUCAUCCAAACGUCGAGAUGCUCAUGCGCGUCAAAGACCUACUUAUCGACGGCCUACUCUUUGUGCAGAACCCAGAUGCUCCAUUGGAUUUGGCAGGCCCGCGCUUCAUCUAUCGGGAAGAGGGCGUGCCAUCUGAGCUAUUAGCGAGUCCCACCAACCAGCCCGACGGUUCGCCCGUUUUGUCGGUUCAAGCAGCCGACAUGCCUCUAUUUCAACAUGUAGAGGCACCGAUUCCAGAUGAUCAAAAGUCAUACAGUGUUGCUGCCGCCUCGGAAUCGGCAUCCACCACGAUUGCCAAAGACAAUGCGAUGCGAAACAUGGUAGACGACUUGGUAGGAGAUGAGGCUGGGCUGGACCCGUUGGUUGAAGAGGACGAAAACAUCCCGCCCACUCCACCGGAACAGACAUUCGACGACACGACUGUUGUUGAUGAUCACACCUUUGCCCCGGCAACAUAUACAAUCAAUGACCUGGUCAAUUCUUUUAGGACUUACAAACCCUUGUCCCCCGGUCCUGCGUCUGCAUUGCACUCUGCGCCAAUGGGUAGAACUGGAUCCACUUCCUCCAUACGUCAGCCGCCAAACCUGCCCUCUGUGCCUGACGGCCAGUCGAAUUCAAACUCUAUCUGGAACCGUACGCCCGGACCGGCGUCGCCACCCAUGAUGACCACGAAUGGAUUCGGAAAUGAUGUCCGUAGGUCUCCGAUGAAUGGUGCCAAAGCUGGCAUGUCAGGUCACGUACGAGGAGACUCGGCAAACUCUCUUCUGAGUGCCGAUGUCACUACUCCCACGAGUGCCCGGGCUCUGCGGCCCAUCAGUAGUAGUUUCAGCGGUGGUCUUGGCAGUGGUGCCGCUUGGGGAAACCAUAGCGGAAGCCUUUCCAACUGGGGAUCUGCUACCUACGGCAACAGUUUCAACAACCACCAUCAGUAUGGAUACGCCAGCAAUGCCAACAUGGCAAGUCCCAUGAUAUUCAGUUCCUCUUAUCGCGAGGGCGCCAAUAGUCCUUGGGGACGGACUCCACCCAACGGCCAGGGCGGCUGA
Messenger RNA from Exserohilum turcica Et28A, 2541 nucleotides. RefSeq lists its product as uncharacterized. The record is from RefSeq and is a predicted model, not a curated record. Gene Ontology annotation, molecular function: telomeric repeat DNA binding; protein binding; telomerase RNA binding. Gene Ontology annotation, cellular component: telomerase holoenzyme complex. Gene Ontology annotation, biological process: nuclear-transcribed mRNA catabolic process, nonsense-mediated decay. The transcript has 6 exons. Lineage: Eukaryota; Fungi; Ascomycota; Dothideomycetes; Pleosporales; Pleosporaceae. The coding region runs from base 1 to 2541 and encodes 846 amino acids.